AUGGAGCGCUUAUUAUUGAAUCUGCUCGUGUCUGAUAAUGCCAUUAUACAACAGGCAACUGUGGAACUUAAAAAAGUUCUUCAGAAUUCAGACAAUAUACCAACUUUGUGCCAACUUAUAGUGACCUCGGCGAAUCCAGAGGUAAGGCAAUAUGCAGCUCUUAUUCUUAGAAGACGAUAUACUAAAGGAAAGAAUUGGAUAAAAUUAUCUGAACCUAUACGUAGCGAAGUUAAAAAAAUUAUUUUACAGGCUUUAGGAAACGAAUCAGUAAAGUCUGUUAGAACUAGUAUAGCUCAGUUAGUAGGUGUCAUUGUUAAGCAUGAAUUACCUACCAAUAGUUGGCCAGAAGUUAUACAUUACGUACAACAAUUAGUCAUUAGUGAAAAUAUGGAAAUUAAAGAGCUAGGCCUCCAUACUUUAUCGAUUAUGACAGAAGUUACACCAGAUGCCUACACUUCACAUGCUAGAUCUUUGGCGCUGCUUCUUGCUCAGACAUUGAAUAGUCUUCAGAAUUUGGGACAGCCAGUUGCUGUUUUUGUUUUGAAUACAAUGCGACAUCUUAUUCCUGUAGUUAAACACGAUGAAGUUAUUAUAAAUACUUAUGUUAAUAUGAUGCCUCGUGUAAUGGCCACAAUUCAGGCUUUAACUGAAGCGUAUCACGAAGACAUGGCUGUUCAAAGCUUUGAAUUGCUGGACGAAUUGUGUGAGAAUGUGAUUGCUGUGAUAACACCUCAUGUCAAAUCUCUUGUCAAUAUGUGCCUUGCAAUCAUCGCUAAUGAAUCUUUAGAUUAUCUCAUAAAAGUUAGAGCAAUUAGUUUUAUUGGCUGGCUAGCGAGGAUAAAGAAAAAGGCUCUUGUAAAGCAUAAAUUAGUGGAACCGAUCGUCGAUAUGUUAUUCGUAGUUAUGAAGACUCGGCCAGAUAAUGAUAGUGAUGAUGAUUAUAUAAAUACAGAAAGCGAGAAUACUGUUUUAACGAGUAGUACUCAGACCUUAGACUUACUCGCGUUGCACUUGCCACCAGAGAAAUUACUUCCACAUUUGUUACGACAUAUCGAACCCGGAUUUCAAAGCACAGACAUAUACAUGAAGAAGGCGUCGUAUGUAGCAAUAGCUGUAUUAGCGGAAGGUUGUGCCGAAUAUAUUCGUUCAAACUAUCUUGAGUUCUUCCUACGAUGUAUCUGUCAAGGAAUUACCGAUUCCUCACCUACAGUGCGCAACGCCGCGCUUUACGCCUUAGGACAAUUUUCCGAACACUUGCAACCAGAGAUUUCGCAAUACUCGUCCGAACUGUUACCUGUAUUAUUCGAAUAUCUAAAUCAGGUCUGUUUGUAUAUUAAACAAGAGAAAAAAGAACCGCAUGCGAUCGGCCGUAUGUUUUAUGCUCUUGAGAUGUUCUGCGAGAAUUUGCACGAAAGCAUCCUGCCAUAUUUACCCAAGCUCAUGGAGAGGCUACUCAAUAUCUUGAACGCGGAUACGUCGGCGAACGUGAAAGAAUUCACUCUAAGUGCCGUAGGUGCCGCCGCCUGUGCCAGCAAGGAGCAUAUGCUACCGUAUUUUGAAACAAUCAUCAACAUUCUUAAUGAUUAUCUUACCGCAGAAGCGACUACAGAGAACAUGUGUCUUAAAGUUCAAGCAGUUGAUACUCUCGGAGUAAUUGCUAGAUCGAUAGGUGAAAAACACUUUGCGCCAUUAGCGGAAACCUUCCUCAAUCUUGGAAUAAAAUUGCUAAGAAGUACAGACGAUCCAGACGUGCGGAAAUCUCUUUAUGGAUUGUUCGCCGCUAUUAGCACAGUAGUGAAGAAGGACAUGGCUAUAGUGUUACCAGAACUUGUCGAAUAUAUGAUAAUGAGUAUAACGAGUUCAGAUGGAAUUUUGAUGCACUUCAAAGAUGAGGCUAAUGCGCUUGCAGUUUACGAUGAUCUCAGCGAAACUGAAAAUGAAGAAGAAGAAGACAUUGACCACACCGAUAACGAAGACGAUGAUGAGGAUGUAGAAGGUUAUAGCGUUGAAAAUUCUUAUAUGGAAGAGAAAGAGGAAAGUGUAAUGGCCUUGAGAGAAAUCGCCGAAUACACAGAAGAGGCGUUCAUGCCGUAUCUCGAAAGAUGUUUUGAGGAGAUUUUUAAAUUGAUCAAUUACCCUCAAGAAGACAUACGUAAAGCGAGCAUAGAGGCUUUGUUACAAUUCUGUCUUAAUUUCUCGAAAAUCAAUACCGAUGAAGGCAGAAAAGCUUUGUUGAAAGCUCUUUCCAUGUUUAUCCCAAAAUUGUCGGAACUGAUAAGAUUAGAUGAAGAAACGCCGGUCGCCAUUUGCGGUUUAGAAGCAUAUAUGAAACUUUUAAAAGAAAUCAAAUCAGAUGUUAUCUUUGGUGUAGGUCAUAAAGAAGCUAUAGUAAAUUGCGUAGUUGAUGUGCUAACAGGCAGGACAGCAUGUCAAGACGAAGAGGAAGUCGAGGGCGCUGAUAUUGAAGCAGAACAAGAUGAAUUAUUAGUAGAAUGUGCGGGAACUACAUUAUCUAGUUUAGGAAGAGUGAUUCCGCCAGAAGACUUUGCGCUCUACUUUCAGACUGCGUUGCCUCUUCUCCUAAAAAGACUGAAAAUGGACAAUUCCGAGGCACAGAGAUCUUUUGCUGUUGGUACAAUCGCAGAAUGUUUCCCAGGACUGAAGCACAUGACAGCUAUGUUUAUCCAGCAAUUACUUUCGACUCUUCUACAAACUGGAACCCAAGAUCCCUGUGGUGAAGUUCGUAGUAAUUGCUUCUUUGGAAUUGGAGAACUGGUUUUUUAUGGGAAAGAAACAGUUUACCCACAUUAUCCUCAGAUUUUAGCAACUCUGUCAUGUGCAAUUGCAAAAGAAACAGAUGCGGCCGCACGUGAUAACGUGGUUGGAGCGAUUGCACGGCUUAUUAUCACAAAUUAUUCAAAUUUACCUCUCGAGCAAGUAUUUCCAGUUUUUGUUCAACAGUUACCUUUAAAAGCAGAUUUUCAGGAGCAUAAAGCUGUAUUUAGAAGUAUUCUUACAUUGUAUCAAGCCGGACUCGCUAUCCUACAAUCUCAUAUCCGUACAUUGUUGAAAGUUGCAGUUGUUAUAUUACACGAAGACAAAGCUAUGGACGAUGAAACACGAAAUCUUACCAUGGAAUUCAUCAAAUCUGCUCAACGAGAUUUUGUGGACGACUGGAAUGCAGUCUUCACCGAAUUGCCUCCAGGAGCUGUCGCAAAAAUUCAACGCAUGUUUUCUUAAUUUAAAGGAUUAAUUAUGCAAUUUAAAAUUGUGUAAGUUAAUUUAAGUAUCGAUUUACAAUGACUUCAUCGCAUCUCAUUUUAUAUCGUCAUUUUUUCUUUGCAAUUCGGAUUCUAUUGCGAAGUAAUAUAUAAUAAACUAGAUACGAAACGGUAAUAAAUAAUAAAUGCAAUUGAUUAAAUACAUGUUUCUAUUUAUUUUAUAGAUAAAUAUUUAUUAUUUUUUUCUGUUUCUUUUUUGUUUAUUAUAAUUUCUAUUUUGUUUCAAUAAAAAAUUUUUUUGGCUUUAUAUACACAGUUUUAGCCUGUUUUGUGACUCUGAUUCAAUAAAUGAAAUAAUUUAUGUUAUCUUAA
Messenger RNA from Formica exsecta, 3593 nucleotides. RefSeq names its product importin-4-like. The record is from RefSeq and is a predicted model, not a curated record. Gene Ontology annotation, biological process: protein import into nucleus. Gene Ontology annotation, cellular component: cytoplasm; nucleus. Gene Ontology annotation, molecular function: nuclear import signal receptor activity; small GTPase binding. Lineage: Eukaryota; Metazoa; Arthropoda; Insecta; Hymenoptera; Formicidae. The transcript is spliced from 15 exons. The coding region runs from base 1 to 3240 and encodes 1079 amino acids.